GCGGAGCCAAAGAGACUGCGGCGAACAACAUGGACUUGAGCUUAGAGAGGCUGAGUGUGAGCAGUUAGGACUGCUUGUAAAUGGUUUUACGACGAAUAUAGACUCUUCUGACAUUUAUAAAAAUGUACCGGUUCCAGCAAACUGGCUAACGUUUAGGAAAUAGUUUUAUAUAUAUUUAGCUUUAAGCGUUUUUUGUUUGUUUACAUCUGGGUGGCUUUGGGACUCAGUUCCAGAUGGAGUACUUAUUAGUGGUUAAAAUAUCAGCCCUAGUUGGCUUGUUAGUUCUUACUUUGCUGUUUGGUUUCAUUCCUGUUCAAAUUAAAUUUUUCAGACAAACCAGCGGAACAGGACUCCACAGGACAAUACUGAGUUUAAUCAGCUGCUUUGCCGGAGGAGUGUUCCUCGCUGCCUGUCUCUUGGACAUUAUCCCAGAUUAUCUGUCUGAUAUCAGUGAGCAGCUACAAGGCGCAGAUAUCGGCUAUCCUCUGCCCGAGUUCAUCAUGGCAUGCGGCUUCUUUAUCGUCCUCAUCCUCGAGAGGCUGGUCCUCACCUGUAAAGGACAAGGAGAUGAAGAGACGGCUCCUCUGCUCCCGUCUGCAGGUCACAGUCACUCUCAUACCCACCGCUCCAUAAACGACAUGGAGAGUAGCAGCCACCAUGUCCAUGUGGACCUGCAAGCGCAUUCAUCCUUCCGCUCAUUCAUGCUCUUCCUGUCUCUCUCCCUGCACUCUGUCUUUGAGGGUUUGGCUAUCGGCUUGCAAACGACUGAGACUAAGGUGUUGGAGAUCUGCAUUGCCAUCAUGGUCCACAAGAGCAUCAUCGUCUUCAGCCUCUCGCUAAAGCUGGUCCAAAGCGCCGUCCCUCCCAUGUGGCUCAUCAUCUACAUCCUUGUUUUUUCCAUAAUGUCACCGAUGGGCAUCGCCAUCGGCAUCGGGGUGAGUGAAGCUGAGCUACAGAUGGGGGCGUUAGUCCAGGCUGUGCUGGAAGGCCUGGCAGCGGGAACAUUCAUUUACAUUACAUUUUUGGAGAUCCUUCCUCAUGAGCUCAACUCUCCAGAGCGACAGCUCCUCAAAGUGCUCUUUAUCUUGUUUGGUUUCUCUCUCAUGGCUGGUCUCUGCUUCAUGGAUUAAGAAACUUAUGAGGGAUAUAUGGGACAUUGAGGAAGUCUUUAACUUAAUUUUUUAAUUGGUUAACAAGUUUUAAGAUUUAUAUUUUAUUAAUUUCCCAAUGAAACACUGAUAUUUUUCAAUUAAACUAGUGUUAACUUGAGCGUUAUGUCUUACAGUAACACAAUAAUCUCGAUCCAUACAAAUGUGCAAAGUGCACUCUUAGCAACCUUGACAACCAAAAACAAUCUAAUAAUUGUUUUAGCAAACAUCCAAUUUCAACGUUGAUUGAAUCUUUUUAGCUUUAGAAUCCAAUGUUAAAGGUCUAAUUUACAAUUUAUAACCUUGAUUUUUUACAUGAGGAUUUUAUUUUAUCAUCUAUUUACAAAUUGUCUAAAGUUCCCAAAGAGAUUAAAAAUGAUUUUAAUUAUUUUUAAGUAUUAUUAGCUUUUAGACAUCAGACAUUACAUGUUUGAUUCCCACCUUGGCUCUGUGCGCAUGGUGUUUACAUGUUCUCUUCGAACUUGGUGGGUUUCCUCCAGGUUCCUGAUUUCCUUUCACAAAUUAAAAUUAAUUGGUGUUUCAGAAUUGUGCGUGUGUGUGUGUGCGCCCUGCGAUGGAUUUGCACCCUGUCCAGGGUGUACCCCACCUCGUGCGCGAAACUCCUUAGGCUCGAAGCCUCCACAACCCUGUACUCAGUAUAAGUGGAAUAGAAGAUGAAUGAAUGAAUGAAAUAAUCAAGUCAUGAAUUCUGACACUGCCUGAUAUAUAUAUAUAUAUAUAUAUAUAUAUAUAUAUAGUAGCAUUAUAGUUUUCGAUCUGUUAGUUUUUCAAUUACAAUUUUUUUUACUCUUAGACCACAGCCAUAUGACAAUGCUAACAAUGCUGGGUUUUUCUAAAGGAUGUACUUUAUAUUGUACUUUAUAUCUGUUUAAACUUCCAUUUAAUGUUGGGGAAACUUAAAUUGUUAAAACAGAUUGUUAUCUUACUAAGAAAGUACUCAAUACUGAACACUUUUCAGUGUAAGAAAACUUUAAAGUAAAGCACUGAUACUUAAUAUUGUAAUGAUAAAUAACUGACAAAACUUCCCUAUAUCAAUUUCCAUAAUCUGGUUGUGUGGAGCAUCCUUGAUGGUAGCCUCUGUGUUAGUUAUUACGAUAGAAACAAAUACAAAUGCUGACAUUAUUGUUAUUAACUGACAUUUAGAACAUGUUAAUAAGCCCUGAUUUGCCACAUACAGUAGCAGAAGUUAUUGUCAGAAUUUUAAUAAGCAUUGUCUGAUUAUAUAAACACAAACCUACUGCCAAUUUUUACACAAAUUUCAGAGUGUUAUGUUUUUAUAGGUUUGAUUAAGAACUUAAUGUCUAAAAAAAACUUCUUCAGAUGAACAGUGUCAAAGCCUGAGCAGCUCAAAGCUCAGAACAAACACCAAUAAACAUGCAUGUUGUAUCGCUUGCAUUAUGCACUGUAUUGGUUGCGUUAUGCACUGUAAGGUAUAUGCAAGAUAUAAAAGUUUGCUGUGAAUGUUUCUAUAUCACUGUGGUGAUCUUGGUACAAGAUGGGAAUAAGUUUGAUUAGUUUUAUACAUGAUCAAUAAAUAUUUUAUGCUUAGA
Messenger RNA from Clarias gariepinus (North African catfish), 2719 nucleotides. It is a transcript of the gene slc39a1, whose product is annotated as solute carrier family 39 member 1. Gene Ontology annotation, biological process: zinc ion transmembrane transport. The record is from RefSeq and is a predicted model, not a curated record. NCBI's taxonomy places the organism in Eukaryota, Metazoa, Chordata, Actinopteri, Siluriformes, Clariidae. The transcript is spliced from 4 exons. Bases 234 to 1130 code for a protein of 298 amino acids. Gene Ontology annotation, cellular component: plasma membrane. Gene Ontology annotation, molecular function: zinc ion transmembrane transporter activity.